This is a messenger RNA of Phytophthora infestans T30-4, 1212 nucleotides long. RefSeq names its product Voltage-gated Ion Channel (VIC) Superfamily. Gene Ontology annotation, biological process: potassium ion transmembrane transport. Lineage: Eukaryota; Oomycota; Peronosporomycetes; Peronosporales; Peronosporaceae. The coding region runs from base 1 to 1212 and encodes 403 amino acids. The record is from RefSeq and is a predicted model, not a curated record. Gene Ontology annotation, cellular component: plasma membrane. The transcript has 2 exons. Gene Ontology annotation, molecular function: calmodulin binding; small conductance calcium-activated potassium channel activity.
AUGUUGCAAACUGGCUCACUCAGUCGAUACUUUCCGUGGUCCGAUUGGGAUCGCGCACCUGCAUUUGCCAUUCUACUUCUCGCUACUGCAGCACUAUUAUGGCUCUCGAAGAAAGAAUGCUGCAAGAUGUGCUUUGCCGUUUUUCUCGGCCUUUCUGACACUGAUGGAGGGCAUGCAAAGACAUCGAUGAGGCUAAAUGCAUCGGUUCCUGCUACGACCAAGCGGGAUUUAAACACACUGCAGCGCUUGCGUAUUCUGUAUAAGCUGCGUGAUCGCAUCGAUAAUUUUUGUAUUGGGUUAGCAGCACUCUCUGUCGCUACUGUGUGGCUACAAUUCCGCGCGAUUUGGUGCUCAUCUGAAACGUAUCAUCGCGAUUUACCUUUACAAGCUCCAGGAGAAGCGAAUGCGGCAUUACUUUUGCUUACCACGUUGAUUCUACUUCACCAAAUUUAUUAUCGCUACUCCGUCAAGAUGGAGAUCAUGGCACUGCGAAACCAAAUUCCCUCGGAUAGUCGCUUCUCGCUCUGGAGGUCGCCACGCUUGCUUUUUCUUCCAUUCCUGACAGAGUUAUUACUUUGUGGCAUUUUCCUUCCUCCAUUCGUGCACGGACGAGUUUAUUUUGACGAAGAGCGCUAUUCGCUACCCCGAGCAACGCUAGAAGUAGUUCCAGCGUGUCCAAGACCUCUGCAAAUGACGACUAGCCAGCAAUCCUGUGAUCUUCAGUACUCCUACCCUCUGGAAAUUGUGAAUAUGAUCGUGCUGGUGCGUCUCUACUGGUUUGGUCGCGCAAUUCGCAACCAGCUCUUGAAACAAUUAGUUGCGGACAAAGCGACGUCAAUGAGUCCUGCGACACUUGACGGAAUAGGAGUCCCGGCAGAUUCGUUGUGGUGGAGUUUUCGAAUAUCAUUCGCUUUGCGACCAUCCAAGGUGCUUCUCACUCUUUUCGUGUCGCUGUGGGUGAGCACGGCCGUUGCGGUCUCCGUUUUUGAGCGGCCAUUUCCGUCCAAGCUGGAUGGAGAAGAUCAUGCGCUGUGGCUCACUCUCGUCACGAUGACGGGUGUAGGAUAUGGCGAUUCUUAUCCUGUCACUCUUGGUGGCCGCGUUUGCAUAGUUCUCGGGGCAGUGGUUGGUGGUUUGGCUUUCAUAUCGCUCAUGACAUCUGAGUUUCUGGACUCUCUAAAGGGCUGCAUGGCGGCAGCGCUUUUUAUAUAA